Neohortaea acidophila is the source of this 1323-nucleotide messenger RNA. RefSeq lists its product as uncharacterized. Gene Ontology annotation, molecular function: sterol binding. Gene Ontology annotation, cellular component: membrane; intracellular membrane-bounded organelle; cytosol. Bases 1 to 1323 code for a protein of 440 amino acids. Lineage: Eukaryota; Fungi; Ascomycota; Dothideomycetes; Mycosphaerellales; Teratosphaeriaceae. The record is from RefSeq and is a predicted model, not a curated record. Gene Ontology annotation, biological process: piecemeal microautophagy of the nucleus; exocytosis; maintenance of cell polarity. The transcript has a single exon.
AUGUCCGUCGACAACUCCAACCUCGUCGCAAAGGCCGCCGUGCCUGAUGGCAAGGUCCAGGAUGACUCCAGCAAACUCAAGACCUUCCUCAUGAUCCUCAAGAAGUUCAUCGGCGUGUCCGACAUGGCCGCCGUGCGCUUCAGCCUGCCCGCCCAGCUCAUGGAGCCCGUGCCGAACCUGGAGUACUGGAACUACCUCGAUCGCCCGGACACCUUUGCCGCCAUUGGCGACAGCGAUGACGCCGAGCAGCGCAUGCUGGCCUGCUUGAAGUUUUGGUUCACGAAAGAUCUGAAGUAUGUCAAGGGCAAGCCUUGCAAGCCCUACAACAGCACACUCGGCGAGUUCUUCCGCUGUUCAUGGCUGGUGGAUGAGUCGUCCACGCCACCCAAGAACGACGAUGCUCAGACCAAUGGAGCAACCAAUGGCGCCUCACAAAAGGCCAAGAAGCCGCGCAAGGUCUCCUACCUGACCGAGCAGACCUCGCAUCACCCUCCCGUCUCCGCAUUCGUGUACGAGGCGCACGAGACGGGCGUCUUCGCCUGUGGCUACGAUCAGCUCAGCGCCAAGUUCACCGGCACUAGCAUUCGAGUCACCCCGGGCCAAUACAACCAAGGCAUUUUCAUCACCCUCAGGAAACGCGACAACGAAGAAUACGUCCUCACACAUCCCGCCGCCUACCUGGGAGGCUUCAUCCGGGGCAACCUCAACGUCACCGUCUCGGACAGCUGCUCCAUCACCUGCGAAAAGACGGGCAUCAAAGUCCUCCUGCACUACCUCGAAGAAGGCUACUUUGGCAAGACGCAGAACAAAGUGGAGGGCGUCAUGUUCAAAUUCGACAACAAGACCGAUUCCAUCACCAAAAUCUCCGACGUACCCGACAGCGCCAUCAUCGGCCGAAUAGAGGGCUCAUGGCGCGAGCAAAUCUACUUCGCCCGCGGCGCAACGCCCUUCAAAAAGGUCUCCGACAGCGACAAGAUGCUGCUCGUCGACCUCAACCCGCUCCAACAAGCGAGCAAAAUCUGCCCGCCCAUCGAGCAGCAACUGCCGAACGAAAGUCGCAGAUUCUGGGCCGAGGUCACCGACGCCAUCCUCGCCAAACAGUACUCCACCGCGACGGCGCAAAAGCAGCAACUAGAGGAGACGCAGCGGCAAAAAGCGAACCACCGCAAGGAGAAGCUGAAGCAAUGGCAGCCGCGCUACUUCACCACCGUCACCGAAUCCGACGGCCGCCCGGCGCUGUCGGAGGAGGGCAAGAAGGCGCUGCAGGGCCUGGACGACGAGAAUUAUACCCUGGAACUACCGGAGGAGUAUGGCGCCUUUUGA